AUGAAGUUCCUCAAGGUCGGCCGUGUGGCCAUCAUCACUCGAGGCCGAUAUGCCGGAAGGAAGGUCGUCAUCAUCCAACCCGUCGACUCCGGCACGAAAGCCCACCCGUUCUCCUACGCCCUCGUCGCAGGUAUCGAGCGCUACCCUUCGAAAGUCACCCGUCGCAUGGGGAAGAAGCGAGUAGAGAAGCGAUCCAAAAUCAAGCCAUUCAUCAAGAUGAUCAACUACAACCACAUUAUGCCGACUCGCUACACACUCGAAUUGGAAGGACUCAAGAGCGUCAUCUCUAACGACACUUUCAAGGAGGUCUCCCAGAGAGAGGAUGCCAAGAAGAACGUGAAGAAGGCCUUGGAGGAGCGAUACCUGAGUGGGAAGAACAGAUGGUUCUUCACACCGCUGAGAUUUUGA
Messenger RNA from Capronia coronata CBS 617.96, 408 nucleotides. RefSeq names its product 60S ribosomal protein L27-B. The record is from RefSeq and is a predicted model, not a curated record. Gene Ontology annotation, biological process: translation. The coding region runs from base 1 to 408 and encodes 135 amino acids. Gene Ontology annotation, cellular component: cytosolic large ribosomal subunit; ribosome. Gene Ontology annotation, molecular function: structural constituent of ribosome. Lineage: Eukaryota; Fungi; Ascomycota; Eurotiomycetes; Chaetothyriales; Herpotrichiellaceae. The transcript is spliced from 3 exons.